This is a messenger RNA of Myxocyprinus asiaticus (Chinese sucker), 3316 nucleotides long. RefSeq names its product trafficking protein particle complex subunit 14-like. The record is from RefSeq and is a predicted model, not a curated record. Gene Ontology annotation, molecular function: alpha-tubulin binding. Gene Ontology annotation, biological process: cilium assembly. Bases 773 to 2587 code for a protein of 604 amino acids. NCBI's taxonomy places the organism in Eukaryota, Metazoa, Chordata, Actinopteri, Cypriniformes, Catostomidae. Gene Ontology annotation, cellular component: TRAPPII protein complex. The transcript is spliced from 10 exons.
UAUUUAAGGGUUUGCAAACCUUAAUCAAGACAAAAUCAGGUUACAUAUGUUUGAUAUGUCAUUCGUUGUCGUGUAACAGCUGGAGUUUGUUAAAUUUUUUUGAAGAGAGAAAAAAAAUUUGAAGAGAGAAUAAAAAAUGUUUGAAGAGAGAAAAAAAAUUUUUGGAACAGAGAAUUUUUUUUUUUUAAGACUUAGGCUCAGGAAGGAACUGAGACACUAUUUUUAUUUUAUUUUUUUCACCGUUAUUUAUUUAUUUAUUUUUUUCCACCUUGCGGUUCAGGGCUUCCAUAAGAUAUAGUAUAUUAACAAUAAUCAAAUAUAUUGAAUACAGUUAGUAUAUUAGUUGAUAUUAAUUAUCAAAGUUGUACCAACAUUUAGCCUUUACAGCUAGAAGAUCAUUGUUUACCUUACUCGACAAACAACUAUUAUUGCCUAGUUUUUAUCACACUCUGCUCCAUCUCAACUCGAUAAUAAUGCCUGUCAUAUAGCGCACUUGAAUGUGUUCGUAUGCGCGAACUGAGACAACCGAAAUGGGGCAAAACAAAGAUGAGUGUAUUUUUUCCGUUUUGAUCACUCGUAAAAUUCCUUGAGCUGAAAGAUAAAACGGAUUUAUUUUAUUCUUUAUCCCAUUUUCUUUGAAUGUGAGUGUUAUUAGGCUGAACAGGCUAACCGGAUCCCUUCUCUGUCUGCUGCUGUACAGUGUCAGUGUGUGUGUGUGUGUGUGUGUGUGUGUGUGUGUGUGUGUGUGUGUGUGUGUGUGUGUGUGUGGGUCAUGGUGUUAAUGAUGGAAUCGCAAUGCGAAUACUUUAUGUAUUUCCCUGCCGUCCCCAUCUCAGAUCUGUCGGACCCGGCCAGAUAUCGCACGCUUCCGCGUCGCAGCCACCUCUAUCUCGGGGAAACCGUGCGCUUUCUUCUGGUUUUGCGCUCUCAGAACGUCGCAUCUGGUUCAGGCUCCUCUUCGUCCACCGGCACUGCGGCGGCUGUUGAUGGCAGCGGGACGGAGCAUCACAGUCGCUCUUGGAGGGAGCUGGCCGACACUCUUUGCGCCGUGGCCAGCGUUUGCCCCGGCGACAACAGACAGCGAGGUCAGCCUUUGUAUCACGACUACCACAGCAGCGGGGACGAGUGUGUGGAGGACACGGACGAUGAUGAUGCUGCGGAUGUGGGCAGCGCAGGUAGAGGGGGCCCGAGGUACCGGGGCUUCAGGGAAUGCAAGCCGCUCCUCAUUCACAACAGCUCGGGCAACGGCGUGAGGGAAUUCCGCAAGGCUCCUGUGCAGUCUCCUGUGGAUGAGCCAGUUGUUUUAAACGACGAGGUAAUCUUUCCUCUGACUGUGUCUCUGGAUAAACUCCCUGUCAACACUCUCAAAGUGAAGAUAAUAGUGACUGUGUGGAAGCAAGAAGAGGGGAAAGUGGAGCUCCAAGAACAUGGCUACCUCAGCAUCCUCCAACAGAAAAGCCCCUGCCAAACAUUCCGCCAGGACCUAAACACCUUCAAAGCCCAGGUCAGCACCACUCUUAAUGUCCUGCCCCCUCCCACAGUGAAGUGCCAGCAAAUGACUGUUUCAGGGAGACACUUAACCGUCCUGAAAGUGUUAAACAGGAGUUCUCAAGAGGAAGUGUGUGUUCGUGACAUCAGAAUCCUGCCCAACUUCAAUGCCUCAUACUUACCAAUGAUGCCAGAUGGCUCAGUGCUGCUGGUUGACAAUGUUUGUCAUCAGUCAGGAGAGGUUGCCAUGGCAUCAUUUUAUAGGAUGGACAGUGAAUCUAGCCAUCUUCCCAGCUUGCUCAAUGCUUUAGAAGAGCAGAACUUUCUCUUUCAAUUGCAGCUCAGUAACCAGCCACAAGAUGAUUCAAGUGAGGGAUUGGAGGUGCCAUUGGUUGCAGUCUUACAAUGGUCCACUUCUAAACUGCCCUUCACCAAUUCUAUCUACACUCACUAUAGUCUCCCUAGCGUGAGGCUGGACCGGCCACGCUUCAUCAUGACUGCCAGCUGUCCCAGUGCUGUCAAGGCCCACGAGCAUUUCCGGGUGCGAUACACUCUACUCAACAACCUUCAGGACUUCCUGGCCGUCCGAUUAGUCUGGACACCUGAAGGUCGUGCGCAGAAAGAGGACCCUGCAGUAAAUGCAGUGGUGUGUCAUUCUCCUCUCAGCAACCUAGGAUACUGUCGGAAAGGCAGUACCCUCUCCGUCAGUGUGGCUUUCCAGAUACUCAGAGCAGGACUUUUUGAGUUGAGUCAGCACAUGAAGCUGAAGCUACAGUUCACAGCGUCCGUAUCCAACCCUCCCCCUGAUGCCCGACCUUUGUCUCGCAAGAACAGUCCUUCCAGCCCAGCAGUCAGAGACAUUCUGGACCGACAUCAGGCCAGUCUUAGUCUGGGCCGCUCUCAGUCAUUCUCGCACCAGCAACCAUCCAAAUUCCACCUCACGAGGACGGGCAGUGUUAUGGAGCGCAGGGCCAUCACUCCUCCUGUGGGCUCUCCUGUUGGUCGUCCCCUAUACCUCCCUCCAGACCGGAACAUUCUUUCGCUCGACAAAAUUGCCAAGCGUGAGUGCAAGGUGCUCGUAUUGGAUUCACACACCUAAAUACACACAGGCAGAGGAGGUGGGAAAUUCUUGAACUUGGGUACAUAUUAAUGUGUCAUGAAGUAGAGUAUAUUUAAAAAGAUGUUUAAAAAAAAUCCAUGGUCUUUAGGUUUUAUUACAAUUUGUUUUUAUGUUGUUGUCUUUUUACCUGGAAUCAUUGUUUACAUGCUGUACAGUAUGGUUCUUUAAAAUAAUUUCAAUGCAAGUUAUGUGUAGCCACUGUCUUUGAAUGAAAGGAUGAAAAACAUUCACAUGCACAUACAGUAUGUCACAGGGUUUUUUUUUUUUUUUUUUUUUUGUAGCUUAUCCGUAGGAAAUUUCACUGGAGACAUGAAGUUCUGAAACUUGUGUUGCUUACAAGAUAAAAUGGUGUAUUGAUGAUUGUUUAAAUACCCCAUUUUGGAAGCGUGUAAUGUGCGAUAGUGUUUUGUUUUCUCUCCAAAUAUGCUACUUAGUAUUGGAUAUUUUGGACGUUUCUACAUUUCAUUUGUCAACACUGCCAAAAUUCCCCUGUCCAUAUUGACAGUAAUUCUGUCUUUUUGCAUUCCAGUAAUUUGCUUUACUUUGUGAAAGCGCUUUUAUUAUUUUUAUUGUUUUUCUUAAUUACUUUAAAGAUUGUUUUCAAAGAAGCAGUUUUCAGUUUCCAGUCAUGUUUAAACUGAAUUUUAUUUGAUCUGGUGGUGAAGUAUAUCGGCGUUAUUUUGCCCUGCAGUGUAACUGCAUGUCACC